Molecule: messenger RNA, 1110 nt
Organism: Stylophora pistillata
Lineage: Eukaryota; Metazoa; Cnidaria; Anthozoa; Scleractinia; Pocilloporidae
Source: RefSeq, a predicted model, not a curated record
AUGGCCUCCGCAGAAAAAGAGAAGCCGGCGAAUUUGCAGAAUAAACGUAGCGACGUCCUGGAGGUUGUAAACGAAAACUUGCGUGAUGAAAACCAGAACGUUCACACUUCAGGACUAACAAAUUUUCCGCGAUACUUGGUUGAUGUUUACAACACCACUAAGAAAAAUGGUUUCACAGUUGAUUAUCAGCCAGGUGAGGACGUCUGUGGUAAUUAUUCCGAUGCGGAACACGAUUCUAAUAGCGAAAAGCAAGCCACUAAAGAGCGCUUUGUGCUAAAGAAAACCAAUUCCUCCAAAGGCGGAGAAUUGUGCGCUAGUUCUAUGUCUGCUAACCGAACGAGUCGUUCAUAUUUGUACGAAAAGAACCCGUUGCAAGACCCAAGAUUUACCCGCCUUAUUGAGAAACUCGUGCCUCUAAGAAGAGGAAUUCAGGCGGAAAGAAAGACCGCUGCAAGAAAGGAAGACUUUUCCGAUGACUGCGACGAUAUUUGUUUUAAAGAUAUCUGCCUUAAAGAUACUUGUCGCCUGGUGUUUAAAAUAAUGAGCAAGGGAAGCAGUCCUUCGAUGGAAUGAAAAAUUAAAUGGAGGUUCUUGACCGCAUAUUUUAAUUAGGAAAUAGUUUACAGCGUGUGUUUUGAGUUUGGAAUGAUCAUUUGUAGUCUUCAAUUUUAAUAGAAUCUUUUUUUGAACGUUGAAAUUGAAAACAUGUAACUAAUAAGACCUUUGGUUUUCUCAAGUUGGACAAAAACGCUUGUACAAAAAAUGCUAGUGAAAUUGUAAAUUUGAAACACCUAACCUAUUUUAAAUCGCGUUGAUGUUUUUAGCUUUCGAUUUGCGAGUCACUAAUUAAUUGCAUCAUUCAUUAACCUAAAUAUCAUCAUGUUCGCCCUGAGUUCUCAAUGUACUUCAUUCCUGACAGUUUCAACGCCCAAGAAACAAUCACAAAAAAAUCAUUGUUUAUUAAUCAGUAUGGAGAUCCGCCGAGAUCAUAGACAAAGAAAAACAAGCUUAAGUGGCAAGAUUCCACUCUUUCAACCUUAAGACUAGAUACAUUUACGCAAAAGCUUUUUUUCUGAAUUUUACGCCGAGUUACAAUAAAUCCAGAGAAUA